Paramecium pentaurelia is the source of this 359-nucleotide messenger RNA. The record is from the annotation of a GenBank genome assembly. NCBI's taxonomy places the organism in Eukaryota, Ciliophora, Oligohymenophorea, Peniculida, Parameciidae.
AUGAUAAGGGUGAAUAGAGAAUUAAAUGUUAUUUAUAGUAUACAACCUUUAGGACUAUUAUUAAAUUAAAAAACGAAUAUUUAGACUUUAAAAAAUUAGAUUAGAACCCAUUUAAAGGGUUUUGUAACUCUAUUUUUUAGUUGUAGAACUUAAAAUGAUUAUCUAAUUAAGGUGGAAUGUAAAGAAUACGAAAAAAUGGUACAUUAAAUUGAAUUUGUUUUUUCUAGAAAGGGAAAACAGUUGAUAUUAUAAUUAAUAAGGAUCAUUUUGGUUUAGGUGUGAGUUUAUAAAUUACUUUUUCCAAUAUGAUGGACUUAUUAAUGUAUAAAGAUCUAAUUAGAUGGGUUGAAAUGCUUUGA